This is a messenger RNA of Apis cerana (Asiatic honeybee), 1480 nucleotides long. It is a transcript of the gene Tdh, whose product is annotated as L-threonine dehydrogenase. Lineage: Eukaryota; Metazoa; Arthropoda; Insecta; Hymenoptera; Apidae. Gene Ontology annotation, biological process: L-threonine catabolic process. Gene Ontology annotation, molecular function: L-threonine 3-dehydrogenase activity. The record is from RefSeq and is a predicted model, not a curated record.
UUAUGCGAGUCUACGACAGUCAUUUAAAGAUAUUGAAGCAGAAAAGUCUUUUUAAUUUAUUAUGUUCCUUGUUCCUCUGAGAAUUUUUUUAUGCAGAUAAAAGUUUUCUUCGAAUUUUUUUCGAUUUUUUUUUUUAAUAUAUCUAACGUGACUGUAACUGGAAAAAAGAAGAAAAAGAAGUGUAUUUCAGUAAGAAUUGCCACUUUUCUUUUUAAUUGAAUUUUUUAUUUCGGAUUUCAAAACAUGUGGUGUAAAAAUUUAUUAAAAGUUUAUCAAUGGUUUUCAAGAAACAUUUUAAGAGAUUAUUGUAUCAUGAAUUGUUCAUCUCAAGAAGUUGAAAAAAUUGAAAUUAAUAAAUCACGUAUUAUCAACAAAUCACCAAGAAUACUUAUUACAGGUGGUCUGGGACAACUGGGUACCGAGUGUGCAAAACUAUUUCGUAAAAAUUAUGGAAAUGAAAAUGUCAUUUUAUCUGAUAUAAUCAAACCGACAGAAGAAAAUUUAUCAAACGGACCUUUCAUUUUUGCCGAUAUUCUUGAUUUUAAAGGAUUACAGAAGAUUGUAGUAAAUUACAGAAUUGAUUGGCUUAUUCAUUUCAGUGCUCUUCUUAGCGCUGUAGGUGAACAAAAUGUUCCUCUAGCUGUAAGAGUCAACAUAGAAGGAAUGCAUAACGUUAUUGAACUAGCAAAGCAAUAUAAAUUAAGAAUAUUUAUUCCUUCGACAAUUGGAGCAUUUGGUCCAGAUUCACCACGUAAUCCUACUCCAAAUGUAACUAUUCAACGUCCACGAACAAUUUAUGGCGUUAGUAAAGUUCAUGCUGAAUUAUUAGGUGAAUAUUAUCAUCAUAGAUUCGGUCUUGAUUUUCGAUGUCUUCGAUUUCCGGGAGUUAUUAGCAGUGAUCCACCAGGUGGUGGUACUACAGAUUAUGCAGUAGCAGUUUUUCACGAAGGAUUACUCACUAAAAAGUAUGAAUGUUAUUUAGAACCUUAUACAAGAUUACCAAUGAUGUACAUAGAAGAUUGUUUAUCAGCUCUUUUUCAAUUUUUAAAUACUCCAAGCGAGCAAUUACAAAGAAGAGUAUAUAAUGUUACUGCCAUGAGUUUCACACCUGAGGAAUUAUUUACUGAACUUAAAAAAUAUGUUCCUGAUUUAAAGAUUUCAUAUAAACCAGAUGCAAGACAAUAUAUUGCUGAAAAUUGGCCACAAGUUUUCGAUGAUAGUGAUGCUCGUCGAGAUUGGGGUUGGCAGCAUAAAUAUAACUUAGAAAAACUUGUAGAAUCAAUGGUGCGCGAUGUAAGGAAAAAUUUUUCAAGCAAAAGAUCAUUAAAAGAAGUUAACAGUUAUGUAUGAUAUAAUUUAGAUAUAAUUGAUAUAAUUAAUAUAAAUUAUAUUAUAUAAUUAUCUGAAGGUACGAAAAUAUUAUUUAUUUUACAACAAAAACAAAAUAUAAAAUUUAGAAAAUAUAUUUUUUAUAAUUACA